GAGGUGCUAGUAAGAGUGGCAGUGAUUGGUUGAUCGUGGUUGUCUGCUCCUAGGCGGGAGCUCCUGGAAGCGGAGGCAGCGGGAGGGGACCUUGUGGAGUAGAGGGGUAACAAGAUGGCGGCGGAGACGGUAGAGCUGCAUAAACUGAAGCUUGCUGAACUAAAGCAGGAGUGUCUUGCUCGUGGUUUGGAGACUAAGGGAAUAAAACAAGAUCUCAUCAACAGGCUCCAGGCCUACCUUGAAGAGCAUGCUGAAGAGGAGGCAAAUGAAGAAGAUGUACUGGGAGAUGAAACAGAGGAAGAAGAACCAAAGCCCAUAGAACUGCCUGUCAAAGAGGAAGAACCCCCUGAAAAAACUGUUGAUGUGGCGUCAGAAAAGAAAGUGGUAAAAAUUACAUCUGAAAUACCACAGACUGAGAGAAUGCAGAAGAGAGCUGAACGAUUCAAUGUACCUGUGAGUUUGGAGAGUAAGAAAGCUGCCCGGGCAGCUAGAUUUGGGAUUUCUUCAGUUCCAUCAAAAGGCCUGUCAUCUGACACCAAGCCUAUGGUUAACCUGGACAAGCUAAAGGAAAGAGCUCAAAGAUUCGGUUUGAAUGUCUCUUCAAUCUCCAGAAAGUCUGAAGAUGAUGAGAAACUGAAAAAGAGGAAGGAACGAUUUGGAAUUGUCACAAGUUCAGCUGGAACAGGAACCACAGAGGAUACAGAGGCAAAGAAGAGGAAAAGAGCAGAGCGCUUUGGGAUUGCCUGAUGAGAAGCUCAGUGUUUUCUGUUCUCCAGUGGUUUCCAUUUCUCUGAUUCUUAUUGGUCAUAUAUAUACCUAAAUACAGUUUUGUGCCUAGGUCCUGCCUCUCUUUAAGAGAGCAUGUACCCCAGGUACACCGGUGAACUACAGUAGCAGUUUGACUUCUUACUGUUCCAACUUUAAGAUUGUUGUUGUGUUGUUGUUUUUAAUUAUUUUGCUUGUUAAUAAAAAAUAGAAAAGAGAA
Molecule: messenger RNA, 985 nt
Organism: Phyllostomus hastatus (greater spear-nosed bat)
Lineage: Eukaryota; Metazoa; Chordata; Mammalia; Chiroptera; Phyllostomidae
Gene: SARNP
Product: SAP domain containing ribonucleoprotein
Exons: 11
Coding region: 115-747 (210 amino acids)
Biological process (GO): poly(A)+ mRNA export from nucleus
Cellular component (GO): nucleus
Source: RefSeq, a predicted model, not a curated record